CUUUAGAUACCACUGCCAUCUAACCAUGAAAUUCUGAAACAAUGAAAAAUGUUUUGCUUCCACGUUGAAAUUUGUUGGACCGAUCCACGACUGAAUAAAUAAAUAUUAUCUAUUAGAUUUUUGUAUACAUCUGAGUCUGAAUCAAUUCAUUUCUUUGCUUAUAACAACGUAAUUAAGCAGUUGAUGACAAUUGAAUUCUGACGUGACGAGAUUUGAUCGUAUUGGAACCAUCGUUCGACAAUCAGACCAAGAGAAUCGCAAUAAAAUUAUGACAGAGCAAGAAAACGAGGAAUUGGCACCAUCGAAUCUGGGCACUCUCGAAUUCUGGGAGAACACGUAUGCCCAGGAACUCGACAACUUCCGCGAUCACGGCGACGUGGGCGAGAUAUGGUUCGGCACAGCCAACUCGCGCAAGGUUAUACGAUGGAUCAUUACGAAAUCAGAUAUAAACAGAGAAAGCGAUAAGAUAAUCGACGUAGGAUGCGGUAAUGCAAUGACCUUGGUGGAACUCGCAAAACAAGGAUUCGCGAACUUGACGGGAGUGGAUUAUUCACAAAAAGCGGUAGAUCUCGCUCGUAUGGUGUUGAACGAUAACAAUUUACCAAAUGUGAAAUUGGAAGUUUGCGACAUUCUGAAUAAUACAUUAUCGCACGACUUUAAAGUUGUUCACGAUAAAGGCACUUAUGAUGCUAUUAGUUUAAAUCCGGAAAAUCCAACAGCGAAGCGACAGAAAUACGUAGAAAAUAUACACCGUAUCCUUUUGCCAGAAGGAUAUUUAGUAUUGACUUCCUGCAAUUGGACCAAGGAAGAAUUAUUGAAACACUUCACGAGUCAUUUUGAACUUGAAAGUCAACUUCCUACAGAUACAUUUCAGUUUGGUGGGCAGACAGGAAACAUUGUAACACAAUUGGUAUUUAGGAAAAAGUGACAAUGAAAAAAUAUUUUAUAUAUCGCAGUGCAUUACAUCGAAAUAAAUGAGAUAUUUAUGUAUAAUCUGUAUAAAAAUUUUGGUAAUCACCUUCCACAGGAGAAUAAAUAAAUAUUUUGAAAAGAUUCAAGAUUUUAUUUGUGCACAAAAUAUUUAAGUACAUAACAUGAUAUUAGAGUGAGACUAAUUAAUUAGUUCUACAUUUUCUUUUAACUCUAUCAUUACAUUAUAAAGUUUACAAAAGAUACUUAUACUAUAAUAAAUUAAAGUUUGCAAUAAAUCUCUGUGAGAUUAAUAAAUAUUCUAAAUAUAUGAAAGAGUACAGAGAGGAAUAAAUAUAUUUUAUCGAGUGCAUUUAUAUUAGUAGUACUUAAGGCAUUAUUGGCAAAAGUUCAUAUUUCUCAAAAAGACUUACUUCAAUGAUCAUAUUUAAAUCGAUUUACAGAAUUAAGAUGAAAAUUUUUGUGUUAUUUUGUACGGUAAAGAAAAUAUAAUACAUGUAUUGUAUAAUUAACAUUAAAGAAUAAAUUAUAUUAAAUAUAUUAAUAUGUACAUCUAAAAUGAAUGUCUUUUAAUGCUCUUAACAUGAAAUUUAAUCAUAUACACACUAUAAAAAUAUGCAUAUUACUAAAACAUUAAUCUUUUAUUUAGACUUCUAAAGAUAGUUAAAUUCAACAAUCUAAUUAAUCAAUCUAAUAAUAAAUUUAAUCUGAAUU
Molecule: messenger RNA, 1644 nt
Organism: Cataglyphis hispanica
Lineage: Eukaryota; Metazoa; Arthropoda; Insecta; Hymenoptera; Formicidae
Product: EEF1A lysine methyltransferase 2
Exons: 4
Coding region: 269-928 (219 amino acids)
Biological process (GO): peptidyl-lysine monomethylation; peptidyl-lysine dimethylation
Cellular component (GO): cytoplasm
Molecular function (GO): protein-lysine N-methyltransferase activity
Source: RefSeq, a predicted model, not a curated record